Ceratosolen solmsi marchali is the source of this 1096-nucleotide messenger RNA. Its product is annotated as heparan sulfate 2-O-sulfotransferase 1. Gene Ontology annotation, cellular component: membrane. Lineage: Eukaryota; Metazoa; Arthropoda; Insecta; Hymenoptera; Agaonidae. The coding region runs from base 119 to 1075 and encodes 318 amino acids. Gene Ontology annotation, molecular function: sulfotransferase activity. The record is from RefSeq and is a predicted model, not a curated record. The transcript is spliced from 6 exons.
ACUCGAGCGCGCUGAAGCUGCCCGAGGUGCUCCCGCGGAACUCCGGACUACUCGCCGGGGCAGCAUGGAGAGCGCCUCUCGUCGUUAAGACGGACAGCGGGGAGCAUAGCCGAGCAGUAUGCGCAAAUACCGAGGCGUAUCCUUGUUUGGUUGCCUGGCCUUGACCAUGGCUUUCCUCGUCCUCGCGACGCGGCUCGUCCUCGUGGAGGACGAGGCGGAGAUCGCCGCUAAUGAGGAGGCCGAGGUCUACGGGGCCUACCGAACCGAGGACUCGUACGAGUCCGGGUCUGCUAAAGCGAGCACCAGGAAAACGGAAAAACAGACGCAGCGCUACGUCACACGGUCGCUCGCUGAGCUGGGGAAUCGGGCGCUGAUACCCGAGACGAACGAGCACGUGAUGAUGGUGACGCGGGUGCCGGGCUCCGGCUCGGAGCUCCUCGUAUUGCUGCUCCAGCACCUCCAGGGCUACAACGCCUUCAAGCAUAUAAGACUACCACCCGGCGAUGAGGGGACGCUCAGUAGCCUCCAGCAGGAGCUCUUAGUCGAGGAGAUAACAAGUAUUAUAAGGCAGGAGGCGAUUCCUCUAUCGUUCGACGGUGACGUCCGAUUCUUAAACUUUUCGGCGUUCGGCCGACAAUCGCCAACGUACGUUUCCUUGGUUAGAGAUCCGCUGGACCCCAAGACCUUGGACAGGUUUAAGAGAGGCGAUUCAGUUACAAUUUAUAGAGGCUCGAUAUGUCAUUUCUGCGGACACGAUUCCCGCUGCUCGGAACGAAAUAAUGCCUGGGCGUUGCAGCAAGCCAAAGCUAAUGUACUCAAAUGGUAUCCUAUCGUGGGAAUUUUGGAUCACAUGAACCAAACAGUGAAGAGUUUAGAAGUUAAUUUCCCAUAUUUCUUUGAAGGUGCUUCACUUAUGUACGAAAAAAUUCGACCAAAGAAGAAAAACUUUUUUAAUAAUUCAACAAUAUUAAAGCCGCUAACGAAAAAACACUUGAUGGAUUUUUUGAAACUGGAAGUGGAAUUUUACGAGUGGUUAAAAUCUCGACUUUUAAAUAGUACAUCGGAAAAUGUUUGAAAGCUGCUUUUCCUUAAAAUA